This is a messenger RNA of Ostrinia furnacalis (Asian corn borer), 2430 nucleotides long. RefSeq lists its product as uncharacterized. Bases 1 to 1050 code for a protein of 349 amino acids. The transcript has 5 exons. The record is from RefSeq and is a predicted model, not a curated record. Lineage: Eukaryota; Metazoa; Arthropoda; Insecta; Lepidoptera; Crambidae.
AUGAUUUUAAACGAAGAUGGCAGUACCGAUAUAUCCCUGCUGUUAAAAUUCGACCAGGAUCAUUGGCAAACCCUGAAGGACUACACAACAUCAAACACUGCACUGACUGAAGAUAUGUUUCGCCGUGCAGUUGCCUAUGUAGAAGAAGCUGUUUACAAACCUUCUCUUGCACAGAAAGUUGCUAUAGCAUGGAGUGAAUAUAUUCAGUCGUUAUUCAUAGAAUACAAGACUUAUAUCACAUGGUGUUGUGGAGGUUUAGCAGCAUUUGGUGUGUUGUUUUGGCUGUGGAUGCACAUGUCUCAUAAACAUGUUAUCAUACUAGUCAUUGCUGCAUUGUAUCUUUAUGAAGUAGUCAUAUCAUAUAAGGAAGCAGAGAAACAAGAACUGGACAGAUUUCUAUCAGCUGUAAAUAAAUGCAGCUGGCAUUUUUGGAAAUCUUCAUGUGAAGUCCCUCCACCUGAUCCUAUAAUAUUCAUGAAGCACAUGAAUCCACUAAAAAUUGGCAUUAGAAUGUUCACCACAUUUCUGUCUGAACCUAUGUUGGUGCUGAGUAGUACAGUCAACACAAUGAUAAAUGAAAUCACAGGUGGACUCUGGUUCCCGCUGGAUGUUAUAUUACACUGUAUAUUAAUUAUAUCUAUAAAUAUUAUGCUGAUAGUAUUGCUAGUCAUGAUUAUUUUUAAUUACAUACUUAACAUUCCCUUCAGCCUAAAUCUAUUUGGCUUGAUGAGUAUUGGAGUAAAACAAUGUAAACGUUCACUAAAUGUAGAUACAAGUAGCAAUUCUCCAUCGAACGAAAAUACAGAUAGAAUAAGCAGUGCUACGUUAGAAAGGAUAUUGGACGUGUGCUCCCGCGCUCUAGAUACUUCGCGAAAUGUACCACAAAUUGCACCAACCACAUCUUUUAGUCCCAUCUCCACAAUUAAAAGGUCUGCGAGUACUGGACGCCUGCCUAGCUCGUCAGUAAAUAGUUAUGAUGCCCCCGAAUCCACGACAAGGAAAAGGACUAAGCCCUUAUUUAUGAUUGGUGGUGGUGACAGUCGUAAAUAAUCUAAAGACGUUAUUGGCUUGGCAAAUAUAAGGAACUGAAAAUUUAAAAGAAGGACUUGACACCCUGAAUACACUACUACCUACCAUGUAUCUACCUACUAUGUAUAACACUUGUUUAUUUAGUUUUAUAAAGUUGUUGAUUAAAAAAAAAAUUAAAAACUUAAGUAAAGUUUUCAACUUUAAGAAACUAUUCUAAGAAAUCUAAGUCAGAUUACGUUUUAUUGUUCAAUAACGUUCGAAAUAGACUUAAAAUAGUCGCUAAUCGUUUAAUGCUAAAAGUAAACUAAUUAUGUUGUGGUACAAAAUAAAAAGCUUAUUAUUAAUGUAGUAAUGUUUUCAGACUUGUAAUAAAUUAAGUGUCGUUUUAAUUUAAUCACAAAUGUCGAAAUUAGGUAGGUAAUAUAAAAAUCAACUUAGUAUCUUAUGUUUUUAAGUGUUUUUGUAUUGUAUAAUAUAAUGAAAUCUAAUCGCAUGUAUUCGUACUAACGUUCAUAAUUGUUUUCCAUUGUAGUUGCUGAUAUAAUCGAUAGCACAUCAAGAUUUUACAUUUACAUACAUACUCUCCUAUAACAACUACACGAGAUGCUAGUGUUUAGACUGAUGUACUGUUGAAGGUUUUUUAUUGACUGUCCUGCUGAAAUGCGUAGAGCUACUUGAAGGAUAGUACUAAAACUACUGCCUUAUUUGAAGGAAAAUAUCUGUGAUAUACUUUUACCAUAUUUAUAAUUAUUACUAAAAAAUUUCAAUAAAAGCUUUGAAUAAUAUGUUAAGUUUUAUUUCGUGAUGCCUUAGUUAGAAGUGUCACAAGAUCAAUUAAAAAUACAAUAAUAAUAAAUUGAAAUUUUCAGUUCAAAUACACUAAGCGUUAUUUAUAUAAAAUAAAUCAACUGACGUUGUUUCAAGCAAAUUCUAGUUACAAUUCAAAUACUUAUUUAGGUACAAUCUAUUCCGUUAUUGGUCAACAAACAUUCGCAACCUCAAUAAAUAACAGUGUAACAAAUCAAUAUACUUACAACUACAAACAUCACUCCAAAUUGGAUGAGCAAAAUACGGCUCUUGCAAUAUUCUCGCUCAUCCCGAGCCAAGCUAUGAAAAAAAUGACGCGAUCCUAUCAGGCUACCCUACAUCUACAGACGAAACUUAACCGCAUCAUGGACUAAUCCCUCUAUGCAGAUGUCAAUGCUUACAUAAUUGUUACAAGACCAACUUGCAGAACAACCAUAAAUUAACAUCAACAAAAAAAAAUGCAUUUUGGCAUUAUUUAUUUUAAGAAUAUUACGCGAAUAUUAAUCUUAACAGGCUCCCAUGUCCCUGUCCCUUUAAAAGUAUGAUGCGAUUAAUGGCUUAUCCAUUUGUACUAAUGGACAGGGAAAGUUUUGG